CUUUCUCUGGUCUCUGUACCUAGGUUGAUGCCGAGCAACAGGUCGCUGAUAAGCUCCAGAAGAGAAUCAAGUUUGCCGACAUGGAUGAGGAGGACACGGCUGAGAAACCUGCUCCGGAGAAAACUCCAAACCAAGAGAUCAAGUCCAGCAUCGCCGGCCGCAAGAAACCUCCCGGCGUCAUGGUCCCUCUUGAGCUCCUGACCUCCUCACCCAACCGGCAGUGUGAGGUCAGCAAGGGCCUCCAUGCCAUGGUCAGGGAGCGCUUCACCCAGGUCAUGGGGAACCACUUCAAACCGGUUCCAUCCAACCGUGACAUCUGGUUCUACCGUCUGGGAGGAGAGGAGGAAGAGGAGGAGGAGAAGGAUGAGGAGAAGGAGGGAGAAGGGAUAGGGGAUGAUGAUGGUGGGAACGAGCAUGGAGAUGAUGAAGAUGAUGAUCAGGUAACUGAAAGGAACUACAUCGUGUUUGCGGAAGGAGUGUACCGUGGGAGUGAUGACAUUGAGUCGGAAGGUUUGAAGCCGAGUCCUCGAUUCUCUGGAUCUCAGACACCAGAAGUCUUUUCAUCAGAGAACCCCAGUGAGGUCAACUCGUUGGCAGACGGGACCGAAGACGACGACAACUUGGACGACUACGGGGACGAGAUGGACCAUGACCGUGAUCGCCUUGACAGCAACAGCCUCAUCAACUCCAUCAGCUAUGUGUACCAGAAGGAGAGGAGCUACGAUCCCGUGCCCGAUGCCAACAGUCGGAGGGGCAGCUCGGAGGAAUCGGUAAUGGGCAGCGAGGAGGAGGAGCUGUCACCCCUCUUUGUCAUAUUGGUAUGCUCCGUCAAGCUCAAGUCUAAUGUGGGCCACCGCAACGUCAGGACCAUACCAACUUGUUUAGGUAACCUUAUCAGCUGCCUUGAAUCCCAACCCGCCGAGGAGAUCAACCUCAAUGACCUCUCCGUGACCCUUGACCUCAUGUGCCUGUCGCUGCCCUCCGACCUGGACGAUCAACCGGCUAUCGGGGACAUGGACGACGAGGACACGUACCGAGGAGUCUCGUUCACGGAGCACUCCCCUCCGGCGUCGCCACACCCUGACCAUCGGCUCCUCAGGGCCAAUACGCUCUCCACUUCGGAUGCAGGAGAGCUAAACAGUGACAUGAUGAACAAUGACAUGAUACCUGUUGGCCAAAGGAAGGCCAUUGAUGAAACAGAAAAAGAGGUGAAGUGGCUGUUGAGGGACGAGAUUGUGUCGGCCAUGUUGCACAUCAAGCGUGUAACCGUGGCAACCCUUGAGAUGGUUGCACAGCACGUCGAAGACUCUCGGGACAAGCCCAACUGCAAAGCGGAGGAGCUGGCCCUCCAAUUUGUGUUUGGACCAGAGCACAGCCUGGCAAAGUUCACCAGUGAGUUUGAGAGGCUGAGUAUCCCCAGGCAUCAGUUCUGCAAGGUCCAAGACUACUGGUACCUGGCCCUGGACCAGCUUCAUGCAGAGACCCUUAGGAAAGGCCAGGCCCUGAAGACAGCCCUGGAGUCCUAUAACAACCAGCUUCAGCAGCAAGGCCAGGACCAGACGGGAAAGGGGGAUGGGUCCAUCAAGGAUGACCAAGGUCUGAUCAUACCAAUGACCACCAUCAUCUACACCCCGCCAUCCCCUGAGAAGCAUGCGGUCAAGAGGACCGGUAGUAAAGAGGGUCAGGGAGAGGUCAAAGGUGAAGGAUUGCCCACGGUAGAGGCUAGUGAUGACCCUCAGGUCAAAGCUCCCCAAAACGCGGAUGAAGGCUCAAAAUCGGGCACCCUAGCCGACAUCGAAGUGGGUGUCGAUGUCACACAGGAGAUCGAAGACGUGGAGGACGAAGCGACGCUGGAAGGCACGACAAUCAUCGAGGACGACACCGAAAUCCACACCAAGGCUGAGAAGGAAGAGGAGGCGAACGCAACCGGUGCAACGGUCGAGGAUGUUGCUAAGCAACGAGAUGGAGAGGCUGCUGAGGAAGAGAGAGGGGAUGAGGGAGGGAUGGAGAAAGAGUCCAAGGAAGAGGAAGAAGAAGAGGAGUCAGAGGUCAGAGCUAGACACGCUGAGGACAACGUCUCAAGAAGCAGCGGCAGCUCUAUACAGGUCCUUUCAGAAGAGACUUUACAAGAAGAUGCCACCAACCUGCUCAUCAGUGAAGCCUCCAUCCAGCUGGGCAUGGAUGAAACCGAUAACGUGGGCUUCCAGCGUUACCAUGGUAACGACAGGGAAGGCAUCAAUAGCGAGGAAGAGGAGGAGGCGGGGGUGUACAGCGGGGAGGGGUCUGAAGGAGAGAGCACCCUACGGAGGGCGAGUACCAGCUUCGAGGUGCUGACGAGGAUAGGGGACGAUGAUUCCGUCAUCGGAGAGACUGAGAUUGAAUUGGAUACCCCUACCUGUACAUUACCAGCUACUCCCGAGCACCAGCUAGAUUCUGCCUCGACUGCCACAGCUUCAGGCCCGGAGGACCCCUCAUCUCCGGUGACACACCUCCCGAACCCCUCCUCCCCGCCCCACACCUCCUCCGCCCCCAGCUCUCCUCCCAGGGCUAGGGUGGGGUCAGGGGCGGGGCACAGUAAGCGCCCUACCCAUAGCAGACAGGGGAGCGGGGGCGUGUCCAGUGGACCCUCAAGUCUCUUCCAGAGCUAUGUGAGUCAUAGCGGCAGCGCUGGGGACAACGAUGAAGAAGGUUAUGAUGCCAGUUCAAGUGACAUAGACCAUGAGGAAUCUCACUUGUUUGUAGACGUCUUCAACCAUUCCAUGCCAGGAUUCUGGCUCAUUCUCAAGCUCUGUCGGGACAAAGUCAAUCUCUUCUUCCACACAAGAGAGAGGAAUGAGAGCGGGAAGCUGAUAGAACAGAAGGAUAUCUAUCUGCAGGUUUCAGAGGCCAUCAGGAACACCUGUCGUCUAGUCAACCAGAGGUUACUCCUUCAGGAGCUUGAUAACAAUAAGACGUGUAGUACUCUGUUGGUUGCCGAGAGCGAUGAAGACAUCUGGAAGCAGGAAGACAGCGAGCCUCCGUCAGCCAGAAGAAAUUCUUCAGACGAAGAUGAAGAUGACAAUCGUCAAGGAGGCAAGGGGGACUACCUGGCAGCGCAGCUAUGGUUCAACCAAGGCCACUUUGCAUGUGACCUCGUCUUGAGUCAGGAUCUCCCUGUACAUUCAAGACUCAAACCCUCCCAUAGACCUAACGUACCAUCUAGGGGUUUACAGGCACUCAAGACAGCCCUGGCUGCCUUUGCUGUCCACGACCGUAAGAACUUGUUUGUCUAUCGAGAGAGUUCAGGGGAGGUCUUCUAUCUCAGGUUAUACGAGUCUACCGUGGUGAGUGGUCACCAGCACACAUCUCGACUGUGUUCUAUCGCCGAGUCUAACCACACGUCUUCCCAACCCAACUCACUGCCUGCCUCUCAGUCAGUCUCGAGAGCAACCUCCAACCAGUCUCUGAAUACCAUCGGCGGUCCUAUCAACCUAGAGGAGGAUGCGGUUUCUAUGGCAACAACAUCAACAGGUGCUCCAUCUAUGGACUCCCUCCGUGAUUCUGGAGUUGACGUUCAGUCUAUUACAUCGGCAGCCUCUAAAGCAUCCACCAUACAGGGAGCUCAACACAUCAUCAGCAUCCAAGUGCAUGGCGUUACGAAAGCAGGCCCCGAGAUUCAGCAUGAUCUAGUGGAUCUACUCAACAAGAAGUUAGAGUCGGCUACUCUAGAUGUGAUCGCCGAUAUGCUGGCUAGGAACCCACUCUGUAAACUCACUCCUAAUGAUGUACAGUUCAUUCAACCGAAGAGCAAGCCUCCGACCGAGUCCUUCCAGUUCACGGUGCCCAUGUGGGCUGUUCAAUACCUCUACUCUGUCCGCUACUACCUGCGCCAGAAUCUCCUCCAGAACCCCUUCCUCCACCCUCCCAAGUACAUCGACUCCAAGCCGGACCACCACUUCCAGGACUGUAACUCCUGGAAGGCCGGCAGGGCAGGAUCAGGACCUGGACCCGGACCAGUAGCUGUCCUGGAACCGUCAGAGAUGGAUGUCUUCCUAUACAACAGACCUCACAAGGCUGAAGGAGGCACAGGCAAGUUAGGCAGGGUUCCCACUAUUAGACGUUAACAAAAAGCACUUUUAGUUCACAAACAUUGCUAA
This is a messenger RNA of Strongylocentrotus purpuratus (purple sea urchin), 4136 nucleotides long. RefSeq names its product KICSTOR complex protein SZT2-like. The record is from RefSeq and is a predicted model, not a curated record. Gene Ontology annotation, cellular component: peroxisome. Bases 81 to 4103 code for a protein of 1340 amino acids. Lineage: Eukaryota; Metazoa; Echinodermata; Echinoidea; Camarodonta; Strongylocentrotidae. The transcript is spliced from 22 exons.